Molecule: messenger RNA, 1018 nt
Organism: Pantherophis guttatus
Lineage: Eukaryota; Metazoa; Chordata; Lepidosauria; Squamata; Colubridae
Gene: TATDN1
Product: TatD DNase domain containing 1
Cellular component (GO): cytosol
Molecular function (GO): 3'-5'-DNA exonuclease activity
Source: RefSeq, a predicted model, not a curated record
AGGGGCGGCGCGUAACGACUCCCCUUCCUCUGCCUCUUUGGGGCAAGCGAAUCGCGCGCGGGCUUCUGCCGCUGUUGUCGUCAUGAGUCGCUUCAAGUUCAUUGAUAUUGGUGUUAACUUAACCGAUCCUAUGUUCAGAGGUAUAUACAGAGGCACCCAAAAACAUAAAGAUGAUUUCUUGGAUGUAAUAGACAGAGCAAUCAAAAUUGGGGUUCAAAAGCUCAUCAUCACAGGUGGAAAUUUACAAGAUAGUAAAGAUGCCCUGCAGCUGGCCCAAACGAAUGAAAUGUUUUACAGUACCGUUGGCUGCCAUCCCACUCGCUGUGGAGCAUUCGAUCAGGGUAAUCCCGACCAGUACUUAGAGGAAUUGCAAGAUUUAGCUGAGAAGAACAAAGGGAAGGUGGUCGCAAUUGGGGAGUGUGGCCUGGACUUCGACAGAUUAGAAUUCUGCCCCAAAGACAUCCAACUCAAGUAUUUUGAAAAACAGUUUGAGCUAUCUGAGCAAGCCAAAUUGCCAAUGUUUUUGCACUGUAGGAAUUCGCACCCAGAAUUCCUAGAUAUAAUGAGACGAAAUAGAGAGAGAUGUACCGGAGGAGUGGUUCACUCUUUUGAUGGCACCAAAGAAGAAGCGGCAGCUCUAAUAGAUCUGGAUCUUUAUAUAGGGAUUAAUGGUUGCUCUCUGAAAACCGAAGCCAACCUAGAAACGGUGAAGUCAAUUCCCAGCGAAAGGUUAAUGAUAGAGACAGAUGCUCCUUGGUGUGGAGUGAAAAACACCCACGCAGGCUCAAAAUUUGUAAAAACCACAUUUCCAACCAAAAAGAAAUGGGAAGCGGGACACUGCCUAAAAGACAGAAAUGAACUUUGCCAUAUAAUCCAGAUACUGGAAAUACUAGCAACAGUUCGUGAAGAGGAGCCAUUAGAACUGGCCAAUAUUAUGUAUAACAACACUAUUAAAACUUUCUUUCCAGAUAUGUAAAUCCAGUUAAUUCUGUUCAUAAAAUAAAAUAAUCUAAGUCUA